Chelmon rostratus (copperband butterflyfish) is the source of this 2021-nucleotide messenger RNA. RefSeq lists its product as uncharacterized. The transcript has 7 exons. Bases 74 to 1069 code for a protein of 331 amino acids. Gene Ontology annotation, biological process: interleukin-15-mediated signaling pathway; positive regulation of ERK1 and ERK2 cascade; T cell activation. Gene Ontology annotation, cellular component: external side of plasma membrane; membrane raft. NCBI's taxonomy places the organism in Eukaryota, Metazoa, Chordata, Actinopteri, Chaetodontiformes, Chaetodontidae. The record is from RefSeq and is a predicted model, not a curated record. Gene Ontology annotation, molecular function: protein tyrosine kinase binding; MHC class II protein binding.
CAAUCACCUACAGAUCUGGAGUCGAGAAGAAAAGUGUCACAACGUCCGUCUGCUGACAGAGAAUGGGCACAAAAUGUCUCUGCUGGAGUUAAUCCUUAUUUUCGUGCUUCAGUUCGAAGCAGGCAUCAGUGGAAAAACCAUCUUCAUCAACAACAGAGCUGGACAUGAUGCCACUCUGACCUGCAACGAUCCCUCUGACACAACAUGCUCCACCAUCACGUGGCUUUAUAACAGAUAUCCAGCUCACACUUUCACUGAGGUUCAACAAGGAAAUUUUGAGGUGGGCUCAGGCCGAGCUGCCAGGAUGAGUCUGGACACAUCCUGCUCUUUGGUCAUCAACAACAUCACUGCUGAGGAUGUUGGUCUGUACACCUGUCGGCAGUGGGGCUACACUGAUCUGGAUGUAUCUACAUAUCUAAGUGUUCUGACAAUCUCUCCGUCUCCAGCAGACGCUGAUCCAAAGAGGGACGAUGAAGUCACAUUAGAGUGCUCUCUGUUGAGAUACACUGAGUUUGGUACUUGUAAACUGAACAGCAUCCGCUGGGUGGAUGAGACAGGAGCUGUGCUGCGUGGUAAAGGUGUCGGGUACGAGUUCCUCGAACAGUUGAACUGUGCUUCUUAUCUCUUGGUGAAGCGUCAGAGUGGCCAUAACAGGAGAUACACCUGCCAGGUGGUUGAUAAGGAGAACAAUGUGGAGGUACAGGCUGACUACACACCUGACUUCAAAGGUGGCAGCAGAGAUGAAGAGGCAGAAAAAUCUAAUUCAGAUCCCUUUCUUGGGAUCAUCUUGGGUGCAGUGUUCGGGAUGGCGGUUGUGCUGGUUGUCAUCACUGCUGUUCUCAUCAGAUACAGGAAGCGAGCCAAAGUGACAGAAGAUGUUCAAAAACCAAGCCAACACCCUGAUGACGCAGAGAACAGCCUGACCUACGUCACCGUUAGCCAUGCUAAUCAGCUAGCCUGCCCUCAGAAAAAGGUCAAAGAGGAGGAGGUCACUUAUUCCAUAGUCAAGACAGCAGCGAAGACAGAAGCAGACAAUGAUCCCAGCAGCCUCUACAUCUACGUCAGCUAACCAAAAAUAAAUCAAAGGAAAUGAAACUUCCCAUCAUGUCAUAUUCAGAAAACCUGCUGCCAGUGUGUUUUCUGUCUGAUAGGAAGUGGAUAUUUGGAUCCGGGACUCAGGGAUGAAAAGAUGAGUAUUUCUUUCUAGUAGUGUUGCUUUGCUUUGCUGUUCUCUGAAACUCACGCUGAUGGUAGAAGCACUUUGUGAACUCUUAUUCAGCCACUUUCUGAUUUUCAGAAAGACUUGGAUUGUGUUGUGAUUCUUUUGCAAUGAAUGGCGUCUUUGUAGGUCAGCAAAGACAAAUGAUGUGUGUCAGUAUCAUAAUGUGACUUACUUAUUUGACUAACAAAAAAUAAAGGUUCGUAAAUGUUGAAUGUGACUGACCACAUAUGAGAAGACAUCUGAGAAAAAAGGAAAUGACAAGGUCAAUAGUAUUUAUAUAUCCCAAAAUCAAUACUUUGACUGAUAGGGCUUUGCAACCUGCUCAGCAUACUGCAGCCUCUCGCCUUGGACCUGCCAUUCAGAUAUAUGCCACAAUACAUUUUGCCGCUGUAAGGCGCCAGCCACUGGUGUCCAGUAUAUCGGGUAAGGGAGACCAAUACAAAAAGCUACUGCAGGAUGUAAAUAAUAGAAAACGGGCAUAUAAGCUGCCGUUUGUCUCCGAAAGUGUUGCUAAUCACUGCAAAAUCAUAGUUAUCACAUAGAACCUGCUAGAGUUUACUACAGUCAUUUACACUUUGCCUGCUAUUUAAUGUAAUAAACCUGGAACUGUCUUUACAAUUUAAGGAUGAACGAAUGCAGCGUUUACUGUUGGUGUUGUUAUCUACUGUGUUGUCAGUAAGGGUGGUGACUGCUUGUAUUUCUCAUAAUACUUCUUAUUUUGUAAGAAUAUCCUGUUACCGCACUCUCUCAGACCAAAGUGUAACGUGAGGAAUAAACAUGCAAAUCCUUGCAUGGCAAC